Molecule: messenger RNA, 663 nt
Organism: Parathielavia appendiculata
Lineage: Eukaryota; Fungi; Ascomycota; Sordariomycetes; Sordariales; Chaetomiaceae
Exons: 3
Coding region: 1-663 (220 amino acids)
Source: RefSeq, a predicted model, not a curated record
AUGGCAGAAUCAACAAAUUAUCCCGAGCUCAAACUUUACUGGCUCAACAACUCCCGCGCUCAGCGCAUCGUCUGGUUGCUCGAGGAGCUCGGCCUAUCGUACGAGGUCGAAAUAUUCCAACGCAACAAAGAUAUGUUCGCGCCUUCGGAGCUCAAAGAAGUCCAUCCCCUGGGGAAGUCUCCCAUGGUCAUCGUCACCAUCCCGCAACCCUCGAGCCCAGUCAAGCGGAGAAAGCUCGUCCUAGCCGAAAGUGGUCUUAUUGCCCAGUAUCUUGCCGACCACUUUGGUAAACACCUCCUCCCAAAGCACUAUUGCGAUGGACAAGAAGGCCAGCCCGGCGGAGAGACGGACGAAUGGAUACGCUACCAGUACUUCCUGCACUAUGCUGAAGGCAGCCUGCAUCCACCACUUUUGGUCCAGCUUAUUUUAAUGAGUUUCAACGGCAAAUAUCUUUGUGGUGACCACCUGACAGCCGCCGACAUCCUUAUGAGCUAUCCGCUACUCGAAGCCAGGGAGAAAGCCGGCGAGCUCAAUCCUCCCAAAACGGAGAAGUGGUCCGAAAAAUAUCCCAAGCUCUGGGUCUAUUUGAAACGGCUGGAGUAUGAGCCCGGAUUCAAGCGGGCCGAGGUCAAGAUCAAGGAGUUGGAUGCCAGAAAGAGCUGA